CACCUACAAAUACGACUCCAAUAAAAAGAUGCACAAAGUCAUGCGCAGUCGAAUUGUACUUGGCCUUGUUACCAAAAUACACCCAUAUCAUAUGUUAUGACAUUUUUUGUUCACUAUAUACGGAUUCUUGCUAAUGAAUUGUGCCAAUCAAAGGACUGUACAUUUCAGUGUAGAAAUUGUUUCCUUAUAACAGAUGUGCCAAAACAGGACAAAUCGAGUACAGAUUACGAAAAAUGGCAGACAAGAAAAGAAUGCUUUUAUCAGCUGCUAUUGAUUUUGGUACCACACAUUCUGGUUAUGCAUUUUCAUUCAACUUUGAAGACAACCCAGACCCUCUCAAAAUCCCAACCAAUCGGCUUUGGGUGGCUGAAGGUAUUUCUUCUCUGAAGGCUCCGACAUGUGUUUUGUUGAGUCCAGAACAGGAAUUUAUGGCAUUUGGGUAUGAAGCAGAGGACUUGUAUUCAGAAAUGGCUCUCGAUGGAAACCAUCAUGAUCAUUAUUUCUUUGAAGGAUUUAAAAUGUUCCUUUAUGAAACAAACAGUUUACAGAAGUUAUCGAAAGCUCUGAUCAGAGAUGGCAUUGGAAAACAAGUCCCUGCACUUGAUCUGUUUGCUCAUGUCAUCAGAUACCUGAAAAAUCACAUGUUGAGCGCCCUAGAUACCAAGGGAAUCAAAGUUUACAACAAAGAAAUUCACUGGGUCUUGCCAGUACCAGCUAAAUGGAAAAAAUCAGGGAAACAGUUCAUGAGAGAGGCUGCAAAUAAGGCUGGUAUACUGACCGAGCAGCUGACCUUGUGUGUGGAUUCAGAGGUAGCCUUGUUGUACUCUCAGCGUAUACCUUCAACAAGCCUGAUGGGAAGUCCUGUUACCCAGUCAUUUCUGUCCUUCAGCCCAGAAGCAAAGAUCAUGAUAAUUGAUCUGGGAGGUAAAACAGUUGAUAUCAUCAUUUAUCAGAAACAGUCAAAUGAAACCUAUGAAGAGUUGCACCAACCAACAGGAGGACCCUGGGGAGGCACCAAAGUUAAUGAAGCGUUUUAUCAAAUGAUAAUCAAAAUAGUCGGGGCAAGCUGCUUCCAGAAAUUUAAAGACGAUUUCAAGGCAGAUGAUCAGGACAUCCACAGAGACCUGGAAAUGAAAAAGAGGAAAAUAAAUCCAGAGUCCAACUCCAAAAUCACAAUUAAAAUCCCGUUCUCGCUUCUCAAGACAUUCGAGAAAGAAACGGGCGAAAAGAUGAAGGAGGUGAUCCAGCAGACGCAUUAUGCCAACAAAAUUACCUGCAGAACGCAAUGUUUUAGAAUGGAGGCUGACCUGUUUAAAGAGUUGUUUCGAGAACCAAUUAACAUGCUUGUGGAACACCUACAACAACUGAUGGCAAAAGAUAAUCUAUCUGAUGUAUCGACUCUUCUGAUGGUAGGUGGAUUUUCGGAGUCUCAUAUGAUGUUAGACGCCGUUAAGAAUGCUUUUCCCGCUAAAAGAGUCAUCGUUCCAGUGGAUGCUGGUUUGGCGGUGUUAAAAGGAGCCGUAUUGUUUGGUCACCGAUCAAAUUAUGCUUUGGAACCAAAUCCCCCCGGCCUUUUGUGAAAGCUGAUCAUUCUCAAGCGAGAAAUUUACAAAGUGCCCGUCUUGACUUUGUCAGAUUUAAAAAGUUCAUUAAUUGUGAUUCUACUAUGCUCAACAUUUUAUUACAUCUGUAUCCUUUAUUAUGAAACGCCCUUUCUAUUACUUAAUGCUUUGUGAUUCUUGAUUUAUAUUAAUGUCAAGAGUUUAUUUCUUGGAAUAAAUAUUGGUACAAGCUUAAAGGGUCGCAGUGGAAUGACGAUCAGAGAAAAAUCAGUAACUGAAAUGAUAAUCAGUGGUAUUAUAUAAAUAGAGCCUGUUUAUGAGGGUAACAGUUGAAAAUGACUUCCCCGAUAAAUACAUUGUCAACCGACGCGAAGCUGAGACACUUUUAUUUUAUAAUACUGAAUGUCUUACUUUUAAAAAAACUUACUGCUUUUAUUUUCAUUAUUUAUUUAUGAAUUCUACGGAAAACCGUACGCGCAUAAUUUACGACGUAAUAUUGCUUUCAACAAGUCGAAAAAUUAUUAUUAUUAGAUAUCGACGUAUUUUGUGUUAUCAAAUGUUGUUCUGUAUAAUAAAACUUUUUCGAAGAUUUAUUCCCCCAGAGCCCUCGGAAAAUAUGAUUUUUCUUAGGGGAUAAAUCUUCAUCAUGCAAUAAAUGUAUAGAGUUACAUGAUGCCAAGUGUGUUGCUAACGCUGAGGGUAAUAAAGCAGAUUAUAAACUGCGUCCUAAUUAACCAAUCAAAUUUCAGUAUUUAACAUGAUUAAUUUGACCAAGAUGGACCAGUAAUUUAUUAUAAUACUAUCGUGUAGCAGUUGUAUUAUAAAUUAAGAAGCAUCUUUCUGUAAAUGUAUAAACAUAACUAUCAUAUUGUUUUACUAAUUUAUAAGAAAGCACAAUGACUUGUACAUGUGAAAUGUCACAUACUUCUAUAAUCAAGGUCAAAAUUAAGAAAACUCUUUCUUUUUCAUUAAAAUUUUUUUAAAGAAUGCUGGUUUAACAAUAAAAAGAAAACCAUACUAACUAUUCUCCAUAUAUUGUGAACCUGCUUAAGAAUUUGUGAGUGGGCAUGUAUUUUAUUCAGUACCACCCAGAUUGUUUAAUGUACAUCCCUCGGCAAUCACCCAACUACAAUGUUUGAU
Magallana angulata is the source of this 2702-nucleotide messenger RNA. Its product is annotated as heat shock 70 kDa protein 12A-like. The record is from RefSeq and is a predicted model, not a curated record. Bases 234 to 1580 code for a protein of 448 amino acids. Lineage: Eukaryota; Metazoa; Mollusca; Bivalvia; Ostreida; Ostreidae. The transcript is spliced from 5 exons.